Fusarium sp. VM40 is the source of this 2223-nucleotide messenger RNA. Lineage: Eukaryota; Fungi; Ascomycota; Sordariomycetes; Hypocreales; Nectriaceae. The record is from the annotation of a GenBank genome assembly.
AUGGCUGCCGACAAGGCCGCCGUCGCCUCAGGCGCUGAUCUGGGCGAUGGUCUCAGACAGCGUCCCAUUGCUGGACAAGCUGGACUCCAGCCCCCAACUCCUCAGCCCGAGGACAACAAGAAGUUGGUUAAGAAGGAGCCCUCCUUCCUCCAAGCCCUCGACCGUUGGGAGGUUGUCAUUGCCCCUCUGAUCUUCACCAUGCUGGCUCUCUUCACACGAUUAUACAAGAUUGGUAUCAGCAACAUUGUUACUUGGGACGAGGCUCACUUCGGCAAGUUCGGUUCUUACUAUAUCAAGCAUGAGUACUACUUCGAUGUUCACCCUCCUCUUGGCAAGAUGCUUGUUGGUCUCUCUGGAGUCCUCGCUGGAUACAACGGUACCUUCGAGUUCAAGUCCGGCGAAAAGUACCCCGAAGAAGUUAACUACACCAUCAUGCGUGUCUUCAACGCAGCUUUCGGUAUUCUUUGCAUCCCCUUGGCCUACUUCACUGCUCGGGAGCUCAAGCUUAGACGUCCUGCUGUCUGGCUCGUAACUCUGAUGGUUCUCUGCGAAAACUCCUACACCACCAUCAGCCGUUUCAUCCUGCUCGACUCCAUGCUGCUGUGCGGUACUGUCGCCACCGUCUUCUGCUGGUCUAAGUUCCACAACCAACGCAACAACAGUUUCGACCCUGAGUGGUUCUUUUGGCUCUUCAUGACUGGUCUCAGCAUUGGCUGUGUCUGCAGUGUCAAGCUUGUUGGUCUCUUUGUCACUGCUCUUGUCGGUCUCUACACCAUUGAGGACCUUUGGCGCAAGUUUGGUGACACCAAGAUGCCCGUCACGACUCUUGGUGCCCACGUUGUUACCCGUGUUGUCGGCCUUAUCGUUAUUCCCUUCCUGAUUUACCUCCUCUCUUUCGCCCUGCACUUUGCCAUUCUUGACCGUACUGGUCCUGGUGAUGCCCAGAUGAGCUCUCUUUUCCAGGCCAACCUUAAGGGUACACAGGUCGGAAAGGACAGCCCCCUAGAGAUUGCUCUCGGUUCCCGCGCCACUAUCAAGAACAUGGGAUACGGUGGCGGUCUUCUUCACUCCCACGUCCAGACCUACCCCGAGGGCUCCAAGCAGCAGCAGGUUACCUGCUACCACCACAAGGAUACCAACAACGACUGGUUCUUCUACCCCAACCGCCGAGAGGAGGACUACAACCCCGAGGGCGAUCUCCGAUUCAUUGGCGACAACUCUGUUAUCCGACUCAUCCAUGCCCAGACCGGUCGCAAUCUGCACUCCCACGACAUUGCUGCCCCUGUUUCUCGAGGUCACAAGGAAGUCUCCAGCUACGGUAACCUGACUGUUGGCGAUGAGAAGGAUCACUGGAAGGUUGAGGUCAUUCGCGAUACUGCUUCCCGUGACCGCAGCAAGAUCAGGACUCUCACUACUGCUUUCCGUCUCAAGCAUGAGGUUCUUGGCUGCUACCUACGAGCUGGCAAUGUUAACCUUCCUCAGUGGGGUUUUAAGCAAAUUGAGGUUACUUGCACCAAGGAGAACAACCCCCGCGAUGCCUACACUCACUGGAACGUCGAAGCUCAUUGGAACGACAAGCUUCCUCCUGCUGAGGCUGGCGUUUACAGGUCUCCCUUCUUCCAUGACUUCGUCCACCUGAACGUUGCCAUGAUGACAUCCAACAACGCUCUGGUUCCUGACCCUGAUAAGCAGGAUGACCUUGCUUCCAAGUGGUGGCAGUGGCCUUUCCUGCACGUUGGUCUCCGUAUGUGCGGUUGGGCUGACGACAUCGUCAAGUACUUCCUUCUCGGCAACCCUCUCAUCUACCUGGGCUCCACUGUCUCCCUGGGUGUUGCUGGCCUAGUCAUUCUCUGGUACGUCCUUAGAUGGCAACGAGGUUUCAACGACCUCAACCAGAAUGAGAUCGACCAUAUUCACUACUCGGCUAUCUAUCCCUUGGCCGGUUGGUUCCUUCACUAUCUUCCUUUUGUUAUCAUGGCUCGUGUCACUUACGUGCACCACUACUACCCUGCCCUUUACUUCGCCAUCCUCAACUUUGGCUUCCUUGUUGACUGGUUCACUCGCAACCGCAACAACACCAUCAAGAGCAUUGUUUACGGCGUCCUUUAUACCGUCAUCAUUGGUCUCUACAUCUACUUCAUCCCCAUCUGCUGGGGAAUGACUGGCAACCACAAGCAGUACAAGUACAUGAAGUGGUUCGACAACUGGCGAAUCACUGACUAA